AUUUAUUUACAAAAUUUAAUAUGGUUAAUUUGCAAUUACAAGGAGACAGUUUAAAUUUGAUUAAAACAAAGUCCAUCUUAUCAGCGUUUCUUGCCAGAGUUAAACUAAUGAAGCAAAAUAUUGGACGGGGCGAAUUUUCUCAGUUCCCCAAUUUGUCACAGACAAGCUGCCAGGAAGACGACGUCUCAACUUACGUUCAACAUUUAAAUGCCCUCUAUUCAGAUUUUGAAUCUAGGUUUGAGGAUAUUUUGACUAUGGUAAUACCACCGUGGAUAAUUAAUCCAUAUGGUGACAUAGAAGAAACGAAUGUCAUAAUACAAGAGGAACUGACUGAACUAAGUACAAACGAAGAACUUAAGGUUCAGUUUAAAAACGGGUAUCAGCAAUUCUGGCUGCAAAACAACAUACCCGUUACUUAUCCCGUAUUAUGGAAUAUAGCGAGGAAAUUUUUAAUUUCCUUUCCAUCGUCAUACCUAGUGAAAAGGGGGUUCAGCGCUGUUACCAAUCUCCUAAUGAAAAAAAGAAACAGACUGGACAUCAUUAGCCGAGGAGAUUUAAGAUUAACCCUUACAAAAUUGACGCCAAAUGUUGAUAAUUUAUUAUUAAAGCAUCAGGUUCAUCCUUCUCACUAAAAAUAUUGACUUAUUG
This is a messenger RNA of Acanthoscelides obtectus, 648 nucleotides long. NCBI's taxonomy places the organism in Eukaryota, Metazoa, Arthropoda, Insecta, Coleoptera, Chrysomelidae. The record is from the annotation of a GenBank genome assembly.